AAAUAUUUUUAUAAGUGCGCAACUAGUUGUUGCACUAAACCUUAAGAAAUUUUAUUAGACUUGGAAAUAGUUAAAGGAAGUGAUUAUUAUGUAAACGGGAACCGGUGCCAAUUGCAAAACAGCAGCAACAGUUUAGAACAGAUUAAUACGUAGAACAAAUAGCAUAAUUAUUGCACGACAUAGUUUUAAAGCUUUAAAACCUGCAAACCGUUUUUUUAUAAACCGUAAAAAACGAAGAUGGUUCGUCUUCACGUUAAACACGGAGAACAAAGUCAAUUUUUGUACGACACAACUGUCCAGGUCGAUGUAUCUGUAUUAGUUGAUGAACUUUUACAUCUUUAUAAUGGAAGGCUGAAAAUUGAGAGGAUUUGCUCAGAAAUGGAAUAUCUAGCAAAACAUGGAACUCUUCUUCCUUAUAACAUGCAGGGUUUAACGGAUGAACAAAUUAUUGAAUUAAAACUUAAGGAUGAAUGGGCAGAGAGAUGCAUACCAAGUGGUGGAGCUACUUUUUGUAAAGAUGAUAUAGGACGAAGAAAUGGACAAGCUCCAAGUACAAAGAUGGCGGAAGUUCUCAUUAAAACGAUAAAUGAAGCUAAAGCUAAUAUCAACAAAAAACUUGUUGAUGCAAACUCUGUAAUGACAAAAGAAAUAAUCAAAGACACUUUAAAUGAAUUACGGGGGGCCGUUACCAUCGUUUAUCCCAUGGGACUUCCCCCUCAUGACCCAAUAAAGAUGGAGUUUGAUGGAGAGGAGGAUUUAUCAGGAACACAAGCGUCACUAAGUGUAAUACCGGCUGACCAAGGAUCUUUAUGGUGGGCGGCAAAAGAGAUGCAGCUUAAUAAGAAGUUGUCCGAUUAUGUUGGAAAGAAUGAGAAAACGAAGAUUGUGGUGAAGUUGCAGAAGAGAGGGACCGGUCCUCCUGGAAGAGAGCCCGUGGUAACUGAAGAUGAGAAAAAGCAAAUGAUGCUUCAAGCUUAUCGACGACAGGAGGAUCUGAAGAAACUACAAGAGGUUGAAGAUGACAAUCAUCUUAACUCACAAUGGGCUGAUAGUAACAUGUUAAAGCGACAGUUUCAAGGGCUAAACAACAUUUCCUGGAGACCUGGCAAGAAUAUGUGAAUAAGUAAUCACCUAAACUUCAAGCCAUGUAUUCACAUUUGCAUUUUUUUAGCGUCUGAGAAGGAAGUGUCUGCUUUAAUCUAAACGCUUUCACCCAGUGAUUUAAAACAUUUCGUUCCCCUAAAAAAUGAUGAUGGUUUUAAUUUUUAGGUUUAAAAAUAUUCUUUAUUUUAAUAACUUUAUUUCUGUACAAGUUUUUUGCAAGCUAAUUUUUUACCUGAUUCUUGUUUGACUUUCUUGAUAAAAUAAAGUUUUAGACUCUGGUACCUUCAGAUGGUAGGCCUA
This is a messenger RNA of Ciona intestinalis (vase tunicate), 1404 nucleotides long. RefSeq names its product cilia- and flagella-associated protein 298-like. Gene Ontology annotation, biological process: regulation of cilium movement. The record is from RefSeq and is a predicted model, not a curated record. NCBI's taxonomy places the organism in Eukaryota, Metazoa, Chordata, Ascidiacea, Phlebobranchia, Cionidae.